AUGGUUCCUACUUCAACAUUGCGACCACCGUCUUCACUGGGAGAAGCCAAACAUUCCUAUAUCAAUGAACUUAUGCCUCGUUCUAUGCGACGAGAGAUUUUGAAGCGAGAUUAUAACUUCGACUGUGCUUGUGAGGGUUGUACGGAUGAAGAGAGGAAUGCUCGCAUGGAAGGUUGGUGCUGUGAGCAAUGCAAAGACGGUUGGCUACCACCCAAGGAAGACUCCAAAUGCACUAUAUGUGACUGGAAACUGACCCGUGACCAUUAUGAAGUGUGUCGAUUGGCAGAAGAAACCGCUAAAUCUGGCAAUAAAGUGUUGCUGGCGGAUCAGUAUAAACACGAGGCCAAACUCAAAAUGGCAAACACUAUGAUGCCAGUAUUUGAAGGAGCACUGUACACGUACAAUGUAUUGCGGGUUCCCAGCCUGCGGACCCUCUAUGAGAAGGCGGUCCUCGAAAAGAAGUGA
This is a messenger RNA of Cylicostephanus goldi, 465 nucleotides long. The record is from the annotation of a GenBank genome assembly. Lineage: Eukaryota; Metazoa; Nematoda; Chromadorea; Rhabditida; Strongylidae.